Messenger RNA from Plasmodium gonderi, 1542 nucleotides. RefSeq names its product chromatin assembly factor 1 P55 subunit. The record is from RefSeq and is a predicted model, not a curated record. The coding region runs from base 1 to 1542 and encodes 513 amino acids. The transcript is spliced from 4 exons. Lineage: Eukaryota; Apicomplexa; Aconoidasida; Haemosporida; Plasmodiidae. Gene Ontology annotation, molecular function: histone binding. Gene Ontology annotation, biological process: regulation of gene expression. Gene Ontology annotation, cellular component: nucleus.
AUGAAAAAACAGGGAAGUACUAUGAACACUCUAAAUGAUAUAAAUAAUCAAAAUGAGGAUUCAAAACAAAACUACGUAAAUUCCACUGUGGAUAAUCAUAAGUAUUGGCAGUAUAACACUCUUUUACUUUACAAUGUUAUUAUGAUAUAUACUUGUGAGUGGCCCUCCUUGUUUAUUGAAUGGGUGCCGAGUAUCUGUAGAGGAGAUGAAGGCGUUUACAGUCAGGACCUCAUAUUGGGAUCCUACACCACUGAGAAAAAUAAUUACAUAUUGAUUUUGGAGGUGAGUCUUCCUAGUGAACAAUUGUCGCAUUCCAAUUUGUACUAUGAAAAGAUAAGCGAUUAUCGACACAUUUGCAAUGACACAAGUAAAAAUUUCAAAAUGAAAAAUAAAAUAUAUCACGAAUGUGAAAUAAAUAAAAUUAGUUGUAGUCCCCAAAAUAAAGAUGUAAUAGCAUGUUUCUCAUCUGAUGGAAAUAUAAACAUUUUAAAUUUAAAUAAUUAUAAAUAUGAAGAGAGUGAACCCAAAAAUAAUUCCGUGGUUACAUUUGAUUAUACUUUGAAAGGCCAUUUAUAUCAAGGAUGGGGUAUUCAAUGGGGUGUUGAAAAUAAUUUAAUAUCAUCAUGUGCUGAUGAUUCUUAUUUAUGUAUAUGGGAUAUAAAUUCAAGUGCAACAUAUACAACUAAUAGUACGAAUGUUAAUAAUACUCCAACGGCUAGUGGUUCUUUUAAUGCUUGUAGCAUUUCUGCUGCGAGCGCUACUGGUGCUGGUGCUGGUGCUGCUGGUGGAGUAGGAGGAUUCUCAGGUUCUGUAGGAAUGUUAGGAAAUGCGAAUAAUUCUGGUGUAAAUUCUAUUACUAUUAAUAGUGGUGGUGAUUUAAAUGUUAUGAAUUCUAACAGUGCAAGUAGCAAAGGAGGAGGAGGUGGUAGUGGUGGUGUAGUACAUCCAUUAAUAAAAUUUUUUAAUGAUAAUGUGCCAUUACAAGACUGCUGUUGGAAGGAUAAUAAUGUAUUAACCGUAUCAGAUAAUGGACACAUAAAUAUCUAUGAUAUUCGAAAUAAAAGUGCAGUAAGUUCUAUAAAAGCUACUAGCUGUACUUUAAAUUCUAUUGAUGUAAAUCCACACAAUAAAAAUAUAUUUGCUACGGGAGGGACUAAUAAAGAAAUUGAUUUAUGGGAUAUACGUUUUACUAAUAAAUCAUUACAUAGAAUUAUAUCGCAUAAGGAAACAAUUAUAAAACUACAAUGGGAUAAAUAUCAACCUGGUAUUUUGUCAUCCUCCUCAAGUGACAAAUAUAUUUAUUUUUUUGAUACGAACAAAAUAGGCAUAGAACAGACCUACGAAGACUCUCAGGAUGGCCCCCCCGAACUUAUUUUUAUUCAUGGAGGACACGCUUCUAACAUUUUGGAUUUCUCCCUUAACUCGUCAUACUCAAUGAUGAUUUCCUCCAUAAGUGAAGACAAUACACUCCACAUAUGGCAGCCAUCCAGACAAGCCUACGAAGACGCUUCAGACACAUAUGACGAUACUGAAGUGGAAUAG